AAUGGGCUCUUCCAAGAAACACAAGGAGAGGGACCGGGAGAGGGACCGGGAGCGCAAGAUAACACAAGACCCGGGACAAGGACCGGGACCGGGAGAGCGAGGAAGCGGUCCCGCUCCCGGGAGCGAACCAGGGGCUCGGAGAGAGAGAGCAAAGCCGGCAAGACCAGCGAGAGAAGCGCCGGGCAGCCCAAGAUCAAAAAGGAGAAGACUGACGAUGGAGCCGAAGAAGUUCCAGGACCCAAGUCUGCUUCUGGGGAUGCCUCCCUUAGCAUUGAAGAAACAAACAAGCUGAGAGCCAGACUGGGGUUAAAACCACUGGAAUUAAAUGAAGCGAAAAAAGCCCCAGUGAAACCCGAGAGACUUCUCAACCAGAAACUGGGGAAAGUCAAGACCCUGGCAGAGGAUGACCCCUGGCUGGACGACACUGCAGCCUGGGUGGAGAGGAGCCGCAAGAUGGCCAAGGAGAAGGAGCUGGCAGACAAGAGGGCAAAGAUGCUGGAAGAGAUGGAUGUAGAGUUUGGGAUCAGCAGCCUGGUGGAUGAGGAGUUUGGCAAGGGGAGGAAGGAGAAUUACUCUUCCAAAGAUCUGAAGGGGCUGACCGUUCAGCACAAGAUCGACUCUUUCCAGGAGGGGCAGACUGUGAUCCUCACGCUGCAGGACAAAGGUGAGAGCACCGAGGAGGCUGCAGGGAGGAGCGCGCGCCUUCCUUCUGUCUGUCUGUCUGUCAGUCUGUCUACCUCCAAGCCCUACGCAGAGGAGGAAGACUUUCUGAUUUCCUCCCCUCUCGCGUUUCAGCUCAAGCACAAGUCUGUCCUCUCCAAGUACGACGAGGAGAUCGACGGGGAGAAGAAGAGGAGUUUCCGGCUGGAGGCGGGGGGGCAGGCGGACGGGUCCUGGGAGAGGGAGCUGCAGCAGAUCAGAGACACCCUGCAGAGCCAGGCUCAGAGUCUGGACGGACCAGGACUGAGGCUGGCAUCAGAGUACUACACUCCUGACGAGAUGGUCACCUUCAAGAAGACCAAGCGUUGCGUGAAGAAGAUCCGCAAGAAGGAGAAGCCGUUGAAGGUGGAGGAGCUGCUCCCCCUGGUGGCCGAGGCGCAGAGCGAGGACUUCGGCUCCAGGUCCAGGGGGCGUGGCCGGAGGCGGGGCUCGGACGCGGACGAUCGCGUGGAGGAGAGGAAGGCGUCGGCCCCGAGCCAGCUUUCCGACGACACCCGGGUGGAGAAGAUGGAGAUCAGCGAUGAAGAUGAUUUCGAAGCCCCUGAGGGUGUAGCUAUUGAAGAAGACGAAGCCGAGCUGGAGCUGCAGGCACAGCUGGAGAAGCAGAGGAAACUGAGACAGAAGCAGCUGCUCAAGGACUCUGGGGAGAAGGUUGUGCGGAUCGUGGAGACGCAGGGGGGGUCGCGAGACGACGACGAGGAGGACCCCGACAAGAAGAACAACAUCGUGUUCAACGCCACCUCUGAGUUCUGCCGCACGCUGGGAGACAUUCCCACCUACGGGCUGUCUGGGAACCGGGAAGAUCAGGAAGACAUCCUGGAUUUCGGGAAGGCUGAGGAGAAGUCCCAGGGCACUGGCUCGGACUCUGAUUUCGAUGAGAACGUGGGCUGGAGCAUGGUCAACCUGGACGAGGAGCAGAAACAGCCAGACUUCUCCACUGCCUCCACCACUAUCCUGGAUGAGGAGCCCAUUGUGAACUCCGGUCUGGUGGCCGCACUGAUGCUCUGCAAGAACAAAGGUCUGUUGGCUGUGAGUCCACAGGUGCAGAAGGUCGCGAGAGUGCGGGCACCCAAAGCAGCCCUGCCCAACGACCUGUAUUGCAUUGAGGAUAAAAUGACCAUCGAUGACAAGUACAGCCGUCGCGAGGAGUACCGCGGCUUCACCCAGGACUUCAAGGAUAAGGACAGCUACAAACCAGACGUGAAGAUCGAGUACGUGGACGAGACGGGGCGCAAACUCACGCCAAAGGAGGCUUUCCGCCAGCUCUCUCACAGGUUCCACGGGAAGGGCUCUGGCAAGAUCAAGACGGAGAGGAGGAUGAAGAAGCUGGAGGAAGAGGCUCUGCUGAAGAAGAUGAGUUCCAGCGACACUCCUCUGGGCACGGUGGCACUGCUCCAGGAGAAGCAGAAAUCUCAGAAGACUCCCUACAUCGUGCUGAGCGGGGGCGGCAAGAGCAUGAACGCGAACACCAUCACAAAAUAGAGAGGGACCAGUUUGGCUGUACUGGGAUGGUGCCGGCCCGCCCCGUUUUUUUUUUUUUUUUUUCUUCCUUGAACUGGUUUGGAUCUGUCCCAGUUCUGAGACCUGAGCUGGAAAGGGCGAAAUCCCAAUUCUACCGCAGAAUCGUCGUCGAGAACAGAAACCUGCUUUUAUUUUCACCGUAUCCCUAAAAUCCUGUUAGAAUCAAAUAAACACUGACCCCCCCGCCCCUUUUUUUUUUUUUUUUUUUUUAAAGGGGGUUGUUUUAGGCCAGAUUGAUUUGUGCAUUUCUAAAUUGUCUUAUUUAAAGGCUGUGCUUGCGGUUUAGCGAUGGCCGCUUUUUCAAGAAGCAAACUGUUCAGUUUCCAGGAUAGGACCAAUUCAGCAGCCCUGUUCUCCAGCUCUUACCUUUUUAUUUUUUUUAAAUGACGCGGUCUGUGUGCAGUUCUGUCUCAACGUGUAUCCCGCGAACCCUGCCAAACCUGUACAGCUCAUGAAAAUCUGCAAACGCACCCCCCCCCCCCCCCCCCCCCCCAACCUGCUGCAAUACCAGGCUCUCCCCAGCAGAUGUCACUGUUUCCAUGCGUCUCUGUUGGGUGCACAGCGACUGUGAAUUAAACGCAAACACACAAGACUUUAAUUCUGAAGCAGUUCGAGAUGAGUUUCUCUAUAAACUAAACCUUGGAAUUAAUCAUCGCUAAGUUUGUUUUAAGCCUUGCAUUCAUUCAUUUUCUUCAGAAAAUGAAGUUUGUAAGUGAUUUAUAAGAGGAGCGUGUAUAUCUAUGUACAGUUUUUGGUAUAAGGGGUGGUGAAGAGAAAUUUUGAUGUGUUACAGUGCAAUGUGUAUUUUGAGUUUUAAUAAAACAACAUUAACAGUU
Polyodon spathula (Mississippi paddlefish) is the source of this 3077-nucleotide messenger RNA. It is a transcript of the gene sart1, whose product is annotated as spliceosome associated factor 1, recruiter of U4/U6.U5 tri-snRNP. Gene Ontology annotation, cellular component: U4/U6 x U5 tri-snRNP complex. NCBI's taxonomy places the organism in Eukaryota, Metazoa, Chordata, Actinopteri, Acipenseriformes, Polyodontidae. The record is from RefSeq and is a predicted model, not a curated record. Gene Ontology annotation, biological process: maturation of 5S rRNA; mRNA cis splicing, via spliceosome.